Messenger RNA from Tripterygium wilfordii, 677 nucleotides. RefSeq names its product peptidyl-prolyl cis-trans isomerase FKBP12-like. NCBI's taxonomy places the organism in Eukaryota, Viridiplantae, Streptophyta, Magnoliopsida, Celastrales, Celastraceae. The coding region runs from base 69 to 455 and encodes 128 amino acids. The transcript has 6 exons. Gene Ontology annotation, molecular function: peptidyl-prolyl cis-trans isomerase activity. The record is from RefSeq and is a predicted model, not a curated record.
AAUUAGCGUAUCAAAAUCCCUAAUUAAAGUGGAUCGGCAGAGAAGGACAUCACCGAACAACGACAGUCAUGGGUAUCCAGAAGGAGCUUCUUCGUCCUGGAACCGGUCCUAAACCGGCUGUCGGUCAGACAGUCACCGUGCACUGUACUGGUUAUGGGAAAAAUGGUGAUCUCUCGCAGAAGUUUUGGAGCACAAAGGAUCCUGGGCAGCAGCCUUUUUCAUUCGAGAUAGGCAAGGGCCGUGUUAUAAAAGUUAAAUGCAUAAGGAUUGGGUUCUGGGAGUGCCAGCUAAAUUUUUCGGAGCAGGAGCAGGAUGGGAUGAAGGUGUACUUGGCAUGCAAGUGGGUGAAGUUGCUCGUCUACGGUGCUCUCCAGACUAUGCUUAUGGUCCCGGUGGAUUUCCAGCAUGGGGAAUACAACCCAAUUCAGAGCUUGUUUUUGAGAUUGAGGUCCUAAAUGCGAAAUAACUGCCUGGUAGGAGGCUGCAACUGCCUGAAAGAACAUAUGGGUGCUGGAAAUAACUUGUGUAGCCGUCGACAUGAUAUCUUUGUUAGUAUUGCCGACGUCUGCUGUGACUUUUAACAAACAAACGUAUCUGAGUAUGCCAUGUUAAUGCAAGUAUCUGACGUCUGCUGUGACUUUUAACAAACAUAUAUAUAUAUAUUUAUGUUUCAUGCA